AUGAUCAUUCGAAGCCAAAUUCGAUUUUUAUGUAAUUGUGUAAGACCUAUUGUACAACCAACAAUUUCCUCCAAUCUCAGUACAGAGGUACCAAGCAACAGUUACAUCAGCUUGAUGUGCAAGCAUCGGCAUUACAAAGAAGCACUUGAAGCAUUUGAUGUCAAUCUAAAGAAAUCGAGCAUACAGCUAGAACCAAGCACCUAUAAGAAUUUAAUCUUGGCUUGCACCAACUUUAGAUCUCUUGAAUACGGCAGGAAAAUCCAUGAUCACAUUUUAAAAUCCAGCUAUCAGCCAGACAUCAUUCUCCAGAAUCAUAUUCUUAAUAUGUAUGGAAAAUGUGGUUCUUUGAACGAUGCUAGAAAAGUAUUUGAUGCAAUGCUGCUGCGAAAUGUGAUCUCUUGGACUGUAAUGAUCUCUGGAUACACACAGAACGGUCAAGAGAAUGAUGCCGUUAUCAUGUAUGUUCAAAUGCUGCGAUCAGGUCAUUUCCCGGACCAGUUAACCUUUGGAAGCAUAAUUAAGGCUUGCUACAUUGCGGGGGAUAUAGAUUUAGGCCGGCAACUGCAUGCCCAUGUCAUUAAGUCAGGAUUUGGGCGUCAUCUGAUUCCACAAAAUGCUCUUAUUUCAAUGUAUACAAAGUUUGGACAAAUUGCACACGCCUCAGAUGUGUUUACUAUGAUUGCCACAAAAGAUUUAAUUUCUUGGGGUUCCAUGAUUACAGGAUUUACCCAACUUGGUUAUCAGAUAGAAGCUUUAUAUCUUUUCAGAGAUAUGAUCAGGCAGGGUGUUUAUCAGCCAAAUGAGUUUAUAUUCGGCAGUGUUUUCAGUGCUUGCAGCAGCCUUUUAAAACCAGAAUUUGGAAGGCAAAUACAUGUAGUGUGUGCUAAAUUUGGUUUAGAGAGAAACGUUUUUGCUGGAUGCUCCCUCUGUGAUAUGUAUGCGAAAUUUGGAUUCUUACCUUCAGCAAAAAUAGCAUUUUAUCAUAUUGAAAGCCCUGAUUUAGUGUCAUGGAAUGCAAUUAUUGCAGCAUUUGCUGACAGUGCUGAUGCUAAUGAAGCCAUAUCUUUUUUCUGUCAGAUGAUGCAUGUGGGAUUGAUCCCGGACAGCAUUACUUUUCUCUCCUUACUUUGUGCUUGUGGGAGCCCCAUGACACUCAAACAAGGCAUGCAGAUUCAUUCUUACAUUAUCAGGACGGGGUUCGAUAAGGAUGCAGCUGUAUGCAACUCUCUGCUAACCAUGUACACAAAAUGCUCAAAUCUACAUGAUGCAUUUAAUGUUUUCAAAGAUAUAAGCAAAAAUGCCAAUUUAGUUUCUUGGAAUGCAAUUUUGUCAGCAUGCUUGCAGCACAAACAAGCAGGAGAGGCUUUCAGAUUAUUUAAACUAAUGUUAAUUUCUGAAAAUAAGCCUGAUAAUAUCACCCUAACUAACUUAUUAGGAACUUGUGCAGAAUUGGCAUCUCUAGAAGUUGGGAAUCAAGUCCAUUGCUUCAGUGUUAAAAGUGGGCUUGUACUUGAUGUUUCUGUCAGCAAUGGCUUGAUUGACAUGUAUGCAAAGUGUGGAUCACUUAAACAUGCUCAAGAAGUUUUUGAUUCAACCCAGAACCCAGAUAUUGUCUCAUGGAGUAGCUUAAUUGUUGGUCAUGCUCAGUUUGGACUAGGACAUGAAGCUCUUAAUCUCUAUAGAAUGAUGAGGAAUCUUGGUGUUCAGCCUAAUGAGGUCACAUAUCUGGGGAUACUCAGUGCAUGCAGUCACAUUGGAUUGGUGGAGGAAGGCUGGCACUUAUAUAAAACCAUGGAAGUGGAACUAGGGAUUCCACCAACAAGAGAGCACUUCUCUUGCAUGGUUGAUUUGCUUGCUCGUGCUGGAUGCUUGUAUGAAGCAGAGACUUUUAUUAAGAUAUCAGGAUUUGACCCUGACAUUACUACAUGGAAAACUCUACUUGCUUCUUGUAAAACUCAUGGUAAUGUUGACAUUGCAGAGAGAGCUGCAGAAAAUAUACUUAAGCUUGACCCUUCCAAUUCUGCUGCCCUGGUGCUACUUUCUAAUAUACAUGCUUCUGCCGGCAAUUGGGAAGAUGUUGCCAAACUAAGGAACAUGAUGAAGCAAAUGAGUGUACAAAAGGUUCCUGGUCAAAGUUGGAUAGAAGUUAAGGACAAGAUCCAUGUGUUCUUCUCAGAAGAUAGUUCACAUCCGCAAAGGUGCAAAAUCUACACAAUGCUUGAAGAGUUAUGGUUGCAGAUGCUGGAUGAUGGUUAUGAUCCUUGCCAGAGGUUAAGCAUUAGCAUUUGAUGGGUAGUCUAGUUUGAAACAUGUAGUUGAAGCUAAGCUGUUUCCAGACAAAAAGGAUGAUACAGGCUCCACUUGAACAAGAUAUACAUCGCCUGUUAGCAUUGUCUGUCUGGGGUAUGCUUUUCCUUAGUUACAUUCUUUUAAUUCCAUCGGUCCCUUUUA
Messenger RNA from Gastrolobium bilobum, 2451 nucleotides. Its product is annotated as pentatricopeptide repeat-containing protein At3g53360, mitochondrial. The coding region runs from base 1 to 2289 and encodes 762 amino acids. NCBI's taxonomy places the organism in Eukaryota, Viridiplantae, Streptophyta, Magnoliopsida, Fabales, Fabaceae. Gene Ontology annotation, molecular function: RNA binding; protein binding. The transcript has a single exon. The record is from RefSeq and is a predicted model, not a curated record. Gene Ontology annotation, biological process: RNA modification.